GCAAUGACAAUGCUUCCUGACAAACUCGCACAUGGAUACUACCGCCGUACAUGCAAUAUUAGAUCAUCUCCUGUCCAAUCCCGACUUUAACCUGAAAACACUGCGUCUGGGUGAAGAACCCCCAACAGCCGAACUGCAACGUACCAUUCUAUCGAGUACACUAGAACGAGAUAAAGGGUUGUUUCUCGAGAAAUGGGGAAAGUUUUUGGGUUCGCAACAAUUGGAGUUUUUUCAUCCGUUUGCAGAUCAGUAUGAAGUGAAAUACUACCUGAAUCAAUACCAAAGUGUCAGUAGAUCACUGACGAAAGCCCAGAUUCGAAAUCGGAGAAUCAAUUAUAUGAAUCAAAAUCUGUCCGACGAAUACUUCUCCGAUGAUGCCUUCAAAGACCGUGAGCCAGCCCUUUACGAGGAAUACAUUGGUCGGUAUCUUCCGCCACCGCAGGCAUUCCCGGAUAGUAUGACUCUUGUGGACCGAAUAUAUUCAAAUAUGGAUCGUGCCACACAUUUGGAAACUCUCGGACGCCAGCAUGAGAUUGAAGAGGAGCAAUUUGAAGAGUUUGAUACCGAUGAGGAAGAGGACGUUCAGGACCAGCAAGAGGAAAGGGAUUUGGAAUCGAAAAAUAAAAGGGCUAUAAAAGUCGACGAAAGCAUCGAUCUGGAAGCGACAAUGGCUGAGGGGGAGGACGAAGGGCCAAUAUCAGACGAGGAGAAGGAGGCAUUAGCAGAGGAAUUUCGCACACUGAUGCGACUUAGGUUCAUUGAUGGAGAGGAGAGUGACUUUGAGUAUUCGAACGUGGACAAUAACGCCCUGUAUGACCUUUCCGAUCAAUCACUGCAAGACGAUGCGGAUGCAUAUUUUGAUAGUGAAGAGCCCAGCGCGGGCGUGGAUGAAGAUCGAGGCUAUUUGAUGGAAGAUUUCUAGAGAGUGUGGGGUUUUCCAAUGACUAGUCAAUGUCACUGUCCCACAAUGUUAUUCGGUGGCGAACCAAUAACGAGAUGCCACGCACAUUGAUGUGGCAAUGAAGCAUGACCGUCCUUGUUCUGGUUCCUUGUAGCUAUCCAGUUGAUAAGAACUCGUGAAGUUGUUCAAGUUUCCGUCCUAUGACAGCUUAAACGAAAUCAAUGCAUUCCAACCCCGGGCAGUGGCAUUGAAUCUUAUUUGUUAAGCAUGUUAUAAAGUCAUUAGUUUAGCCAUCAUAACUGAGCUACCUGUAUUGAGAAAUCUGUAGAAAUGGCAAUGAUCAGAAACUUAAAAGAUAAUUGCGGCAAAAAGUGAAGAGAAUAAUAUAGGUCAUCACUGGGCCGGAUAGUUGUCUCUGUGGAAUUGUAUACUUCUUUUUUAAGGAUCAUUCCCACCGAUAAUAAGAUCC
Spizellomyces punctatus DAOM BR117 is the source of this 1370-nucleotide messenger RNA. RefSeq lists its product as uncharacterized. Bases 32 to 922 code for a protein of 296 amino acids. The record is from RefSeq and is a predicted model, not a curated record. Lineage: Eukaryota; Fungi; Chytridiomycota; Chytridiomycetes; Spizellomycetales; Spizellomycetaceae. The transcript has 7 exons.